UUACUGGUCAUUAUUAUUUACGCCCUCCUGAUUUGUAGUCUGUUUUUAGAUCGCUCCUUCGAAAGUUAAAAGUCUUUCAGACGAUAAUUUAAAAUACCAAUCGCAUGAAAGUAGCCGCAUUUUUUGAAUUUUUAGCACAAAAUACGGACGUACUUCAUAUCGUUUAGUUGGAAAUGUACGUCACCAAAGAUUUGAAAUUUCACUAUUCAUGAGACCGUGUUAGAAGCAAAAUCAAAGUUCAAUUUUUGUUGCUUUUUGUAUAGCGCUUCAAAUAAUUAGGUUAUAAUGGGAAUUGUGAAGUUUCUCACUGUUCGAGCCGUAGAAGGAGUUGUCGCAGUUUUAUUAAUUACAUUUAUGCCCAAUCUUCCACCUGAUGCAAAAUAUUCUCUAAAUUACAAUUUAACACCUGUAAUGCCCUUUGAAGGUGCUUUAACGCUAAAUGACAAGUUGCAAAGCACCGAGGUAUGGCAUAAAGGUGAUUUUAAUGGGCCCGAAGCGUACGGUGUGUACAACGGGGAACUUUAUACAUCUAUCCACGGUGGGAAUGUGAUUAAAUUAAUUGGAGAGAGUUUCGUGCCUGUUGUAAAGUUCGGUAAACAGUGUAAAGGGUUUUACCAAGAGCACAUAUGCGGACGGCCUUUAGGAUUUCAGUUUGACAAACAUGGGGGACUUUAUGUCGCUGAUGCGUACUACGGAAUAUAUAAAGUCGACAUGAAGACAGGUAAACAGUUGCAACUAAUUUCUAUGGACCAAGAAAUAAAUGGCAAGAAACCGAAAAUGCCAAAUAGUGUAGCUAUUGCAAGUAAUGGAGACAUAUAUUGGACAGAUUCCAGUACCGAGUUCUUUUUAUAUGAUGGAGUUUAUGACAUGUUAGCUGAUGGCUCUGGCAGAUUAAUUCAUUACGAUGGCAAAACUAAGCAAAAUACUGUCCUAAUUGACAAAUUACAUUUUGCAAAUGGUAUAAGACUCGCUGUGGAUGAAAGUUUUGUGAUUACAACUGAAACUGCAAGAUGUCGGGUGUAUCGCUAUCAUUUAAAGGGUCCCAAGAAGGGGACGUACGAUAUAUUUCUAGAUGGUCUCCCAGGUUUACCUGACAAUAUACAAACCGAUGGAAAAGACGGUUUCUUAAUACCUUUGGUUGUUGGGAGAGAUGACGACUAUCCACCCCCAUUAAAUAUUUUGGGUCCGUUUCCGUUACUAAGAAAGUUCCUUUCUAGAUUAUUGGGAUUAACUGAAUUAGCUUUUCAACUGAUGGACAAGGUAUAUCCCAGUGAGUGGGCAGAAAAAGCGGUACAUUAUAUUGGGCAUUUUGCUUCAAUACCUCAUUCAUUUUCUAGUCCUCGUCAGACUAUCUUGCAUAUUUCAAAAGACGGUGUAAUUUUAGACAGUAUACAUUCUCUGAAUGGCAGCAUUGUCGGUAUGAGUGAAGCCUUCAUAUUUAAAGAUAUGCUGUAUAUGGGUUCACCGUUUAACGAUUAUAUUGGCCGGAUCUCAUUGGAAAAGGUUGGCUGGGGACAUUUAGCAUUAAAAGAUAGUUAUUACCCAUCUUCCACGGCUGAGACGCCCACUUUAAAAGUAGCAUCUGAAACUGCUUCGGCACAGCCUACUCCAAAAGCUGCCGCAUCGCAACCUACAACAGCUCCACCUCAAAAAGCAACUUCAACACAAUCCUCGCCUACUACGCAACGACCACCGAAGGUAGUUACUCAAGCUCCUGAAGUAACAACCCAGUCACCAGAUACAAAACCGUCUCCCAUACAUACUACACAAGCACCACCUACUACACGGCCACCCCCACCUCCUAGCAAACAAAGUUCACCACCACCUCCCCCUGUACAACAAACGCCACCCCCUCCCAAACAAACUCCACCGCCACCUCCUUCUGGAAAGCAAACACCGCCACCACCCCCUCCUCCUAAACAAGUGCCCCCACCUCCUCCGCCUACCAAGCAGAGCCCGCCGCCACCAACUUCCACUACACAGGCACCACCUCCUAGCACACAAACAUCACCACCUUCCCCCAAACAGACACCCCCACGCCCUGCCAAACAAGUACCCCCACCAUCUCCAUCUACUAAGCAGACCCCGUCGCCUCCAUCUACUAAGCAGACACCGCCACCUCCACCUCCUAAACAGACACCGCCGCCUCCAUCUCCUACUAAACAAGCACCACCGCCUCCCACGACACAGGCUCCACCAACCCCAGCUUCGACCACACCCCCACCUCCUAACACAAAACCGCUUCCGCCUGCAACCCAGUUCCCCAAAGUGGCCAGUCCAGCUCCAUCGGCGACGUCACAGCAAUUACCGUCUCACUCAAAAGAACUUCCACCACAGCCUCCUAAAGUAGCUCCCACUGCUGAAAUUCCCAAAGAAACGCCUCAACAACCAUCGCCAUCUCUCAAGGCAGCACCUCCGAAGGAACAACCUUCGAAGGUAAGUUCUUCCGCGCAGCCAUCGAAGCCGUCUCCUUCGUCGCGAACACAAGGUCAACCCACACCAAAACAGGCAUCCUCCAAAACGAUACAUGAGCAGUCGGCUGAAGGGAAAAAUGAAUUGUAGAACUGUUGGUAGCUAAGGGUGGAAUGUUUAAGAAUAUUGAAUAAGAACAAUGUACGGAGGGGAACCUGUUAUACUAUUAGUGUUUUGUUUCCAUUUCGCAUUAUUUUGUUAUAAGUUAAGGCAUGUGACAAUUAUUUUACUAUUAGGUGUAGGCAUAUCACGACCAAAAACGAAUUGCAAAAUAUACUACUGUAACGAAAUGGAAAAUGUUGUUAAUGCGGUUGGACUAUUUUGAAUGAAUACUCUUACUGAUCUGUUUUUGUUAGAUUUUUGCUGUGAUGUAAAACAUUUAGGUAGGUACCUCUUUAUUUCAAUAUUUAUUAGCGCUAAUAGGGCAAACAUUUUGUAAAAUUUUUACUAAUGCAACUGUUCAAAUGAGAAAUUAAUCAUUAGGUAGGUACAUACAUCAUAUGCACUUGUUCUUGUUAUUUAUAUACACAGUAAAUUUAUAAGCUCUAUUUAGUAUAAUCGAUGUAGAGUAAGGAAUGUAAAGCUCUGUGAGCAAACUUGUACAUUGUAUCCUUUCACUUCCAAUACUUAUGCGAAAGUAUUUGAAACUUCCGCAUUAAGCUCUCUUUUGCCAUUGCAAUUAACACUAUAACUCAUUGCCUAUAUAACAUCAAACCGUUUUAUGUGUUCUUAAUCAUUCCAUAAUGCACAUUCCACAAAAGUCAAAAUAAGUAAGACAAAAAUUUUGCUGGCUAUGAAUAUUACAGUGUAAAUAUUAAAUACAUUCCAAGUGA
This is a messenger RNA of Photinus pyralis (common eastern firefly), 3305 nucleotides long. RefSeq lists its product as uncharacterized. Gene Ontology annotation, biological process: biosynthetic process. Gene Ontology annotation, molecular function: strictosidine synthase activity. The transcript is spliced from 6 exons. The record is from RefSeq and is a predicted model, not a curated record. Lineage: Eukaryota; Metazoa; Arthropoda; Insecta; Coleoptera; Lampyridae. The coding region runs from base 286 to 2562 and encodes 758 amino acids.